AUGUAAUGUAAUGUCAUGCUUGUUAAGACCAUAGUCAGAGCGUGAAUGUAUAUUCCUCAGUUAGUAUUCAACUGAACCGCCACGCUGCGGAGUGCGGGCACAAAAUGCGCGCGCUCGUUAAAUUUGUUCUUAUAUUUAUCACUUUUAGUGUAACGUCUAAAACAGUGAAUACUCUCAACAUAUUAGCAGUGUUACCAUUCGAGGGAAAAAGCCACUUUAUAGGAUUCCAGCCGUAUCUUCAAGAAUUAGUGCGAAGAGGACACAAUGUGACUGUGAUAUCCCACUUUCCCGACAAUUUUAAUAAAACACAUUAUCACGAUAUAAGUUUGGCCGGUAAAUCUAAAAUAUUGCAGAAUGUGUUCACUAUACAUCGGUCAUAUAAAGCUAUUAUAGAUGUUAGCUUGUUCCUGGUUGAGACUGGCACAGCAAAUUGUAAAUUGAUGUUAUCGGACGAAAACGUUCAGAACCUGGUGAAAACUAGGGCUAAAUUUGAUGUCGUGCUUGUAGAAGUUUUUAAUACAGACUGUGGUCUUGGUUUGGCUUAUAAACUCGAUGCCCCUGUCGUCGGAAUCACAACACAUAUGAUUCUUCCAUGGCAUUACCGACGAUUGGGUAUAAAUUACAAUCCAUCGUUUGUGCAAUUCUUAUUCCUAGAAGGAGGAACUAAGCCAAAUUUCUAUCAAAGAAUAGAAAGAUCUGUAUUUUACAUAUAUUAUAAUUUACUAUACACAUAUUUUACUCAAAGAAUUGAUCAACAAACAAUAGAAGACUAUCUAGGGCCCGUUCCGCCGUUGGAGGAGUUGGCUCGUGAAGUGAAACUCACUCUGGUUUAUCAAAAUUUAGGUCUCACUGGGUCUAACUUGUUGCCUUCAAAUUUAAUUGAAGUUGGAGGAUACCACGUUGCUGAACCGAAACCAUUACAACAAGAUCUAAAGAAAUUCAUAGAAGAUUCGCCACAUGGAGUAAUCUAUGUAAGCUUCGGAUCCAUGCUUAAAGCCUCUUUGACGCCCAGGGCUCUGGUCCAGACGAUCAUUGACGCGGUAUCGGAGCUGCCGCAGCGAGUUAUCUGGAAAUGGGAAGAGGAAUUCUUGCCAGGAAAACCGAAGAAUAUUUUUUCGUCUAAAUGGCUCCCCCAAAAUGAUAUACUAGCUCACCCGAAAGUAGUGGCUUUCUACUCCCACUGCGGUAUGAUGAGCACCACCGAGGCCAUCCACUACGGUGUGCCAGUGGUCGGGAUGCCUAUCUUUGGAGACCAGCCCGCAAAUGCCGCAGCCAUUGAAGAAAGCGGUCUAGGAGUGCAGAUCCAACUGAGAGAUGUCACUAAAGAGCUGUUGGUCGAGAAGUUUAACACGGUGUUGGACCCAAAAUUCCGAGAGAACGUUAAGAAAGUAUCUCGAGUGUUUCACGACCGUCCCCUCUCCGCUAUGGACUCCGCUAUAUACUGGACGGAAUUUGCGGCUCGCAACCGAAACUUGUCUCUUCGCUCCAGAUCUGCCGAUGUGCCAUAUUAUAAAUUUUUAUGUCUAGAUAUCUUAUUUAUGGUGUUUAGUACAUUAUUCAUUGUAAAAAUUGUUGUUAAAACAAUAUUGUGUAAAAAUAAAGUGAAAAAUAAAUCUAAAAGAGAUUAAACAAAUGCUUAAUCUCUUUCGAAAUCGAAUUCAAAUAUUAUAAGGAAAUGGAUGACUUCAUUUUACUCGAUAUUUAAUGAAGAAUUCACUUUUUGUAUUUAUAGGUAUUUAUAGAAAAUAUAUAUUUCAAAUACGUUUUAAA
Plodia interpunctella (Indianmeal moth) is the source of this 1770-nucleotide messenger RNA. It is a transcript of the gene UGT42A1, whose product is annotated as UDP-glucosyltransferase 2-like. The coding region runs from base 105 to 1628 and encodes 507 amino acids. The record is from RefSeq and is a predicted model, not a curated record. The transcript is spliced from 4 exons. Gene Ontology annotation, molecular function: UDP-glycosyltransferase activity. Lineage: Eukaryota; Metazoa; Arthropoda; Insecta; Lepidoptera; Pyralidae.